GUCUGCAGUACGCGCGCAGACGCGGAUACCUGAAUGACUUGCGCACGUUUCAUUUUUCCCUCUUUUUACUUCACUACUAGCGAAGCUGAGAGGGAAGAAACGAGGAGCCAGAAGGAGCAACGAAAUAAGCCUGGAAUUUAUCUCGCACGUUAAAAAAGGGAAAGAAGAGUCCUCCUUCUGUCAUUCCAUGCUCCUCUAGCGUGUUCCCUCACAGAGUGCUGGAGAUAUAAUGGGAACUGAAUGAUGAGGAUUUUGUGGCUGGACGGCAGCUGACGGACUGAACCAUGGCUCAGUUUCCCACGCCCUUCGGAGGGGGGUCGGAUACAUGGGUAAUAUCUGUGGACGAGAGAGCCAAACAUGACCAGCAGUUCCACAGUUUGACCCCCACACCUGCUGGCUUCAUCACAGGUGACCAGGCAAGGAAUUUCUUUCUGCAGUCAGGUUUACCUGCCCCCAUCCUCGCCCAGAUAUGGGCCCUGGCCGACAUGAACAACGAUGGGAAGAUGGACAUGCAUGAAUUUUCCAUCGCGAUGAAGCUGAUUAAAUUGAAGCUGCAGGGUCACCCCCUCCCUCCUUCACUGCCCCCCUCCAUGAAGCAGCCACCCCUCUCCAUUCCCCCACAGCCGCCUUUUGGGAUGCCCAGUAUGGGGGCAAUGCCAGGCCUGCCAGCUGUGCCGCCCAUGCCCCUGCCCCCUCUGCCUCCAGGAGUGCCGGGAGUAGGUGUGUCUCCACCUCUGGUAGCAUCAGUGACCCCAGCCGUACCUUCCCUUGCUAACGGAGCACCCGCUAUGAUACAACCCAUGAGUGGAUUCUCACAUCCAGCUGCUGCGCUCAACAAAACCUCUUCAUUCAAUCGUUCCAGUAUCAAGCUACAGAAGGGCCAGUCAGUUGAGGCACCCAGUGCUCCGGCUGCUCCUCCACCCACUGACUGGGCCGUGCCUCAGUCCUCCCGGCUCAAAUACCGCCAACUCUUCAACAGCCAUGACAAAAUGAUGAGUGGUUAUCUCACAGGUCCACAAGCCAGAACUAUUCUAAUGCAGUCCAGUCUACCGCAGGCCCAGCUGGCCACCAUCUGGAACCUGUCAGAUAUAGACCUGGACGGAAAGUUGACUGCAGAAGAGUUUAUUCUGGCCAUGCACUUAAUUGACAUGGCAAUGUCCGGUCUGCCUCUUCCCCCUUUGCUGCCCCCUGACCUCAUACCUCCGACGUUCAGAAGAAUGCGUUCUGGUAGUGGAGUGUCUGUGACCAGUAUGCACUCGACAGAUCCACGGUCCCAGGAUGAGCCCGAGGAGGAGGAAAAAGAGACAGAGAAAAGACUUCCAGUCACAUUCGAGGAUAAGAAACGAGAGAACUUUGAGCGUGGAAACCUGGAGCUGGAGAAACGUCGGCAGGCUUUGCUGGAGCAGCAGAGGAAAGAGCAGGAGCGACUGGCGGCAUUGGAGAAAGAGGAGCAAGAGAGGAAGGAGAGAGAACGACUGGAGCAGGAGAGACGCAGACAGCAGGAGCUGGACAAACAACUGGAGAGACAGAGAGAGCUAGAGCGACAGAGGGAGGAGGAGAGACGCAAGGAGAUCGAGAGAAGAGAGGCUGCUAAGCGGGAGCUGGAGCGUCAGCGGCAGUUAGAAUGGGAGAGAACACGCAGACAGGAGCUGCUCACCCAGAGAAACAGAGAGCAGGAGAACAUCGUCCUGCUCAAAGCACGCAAGAAAACACUCGAGUUUGAACUGGAGGCUCUGAAUGAUAAGAAGUCACAGUUGGAGGGUAAACUGCAGGACAUCCGUUUCCGUCUCUCAGCUCAGAGGCACGAGAUCGAGAGCACCAAUAAGACGCGAGAGAUCCGCAUUGCUGAGAUCACCAGCCUGCAACAACAGCUGCAGGAGUCUCAGCAGUGGUUGAGUCGGUUGAUUCCUGACAAACAGUGUCUGAAUGACCAGCUGAAGCAGGUUCAGCAGAACAGUCUGCACAGAGACUCUCUGUCCAGUCUUCAGAGGGCCAUUGAAAUGAAGGAAUCCACCAAACAGCAGCUGAGAGAACAGCUGGACGCUGUGGAGAAGGAGACUCGUUCCAAACUAUUGGAGAUAGACUCCUUCAACACACAACUGAAGUCAGGGAGCUCUGUGGACGAGGUGCUGUUGGACUGUCUCGCAGCACUGCUGGCCUGUUUGAAGCAUAUACACUUCUACUUCCAGGAGCUGAGAGAAAUCCACAACAAACAACAGAGGCAGAAACAAAAGGAGCUGGAGGCUGACAUCACCCAGCCGUCGCAUGACAGGAAGUCCACAGAAUUACAAGAGUCUAGGUUGUCAGGGACAGAAGAUGGCGUGUCUCCUGCAUGGAGAGAUGAUGGACUGGGUAAAGCUCCCACUCCUCCUCCGUCUCAGGCUUGGAUAAGCCAAGUGAGUGAAGAGGAGAACCACAGCAGAGCCGAAGUACAGGAAAACCUCUCCAAACUCUUCACACAGCAUCCGCAAUCGGGAAAACUACAGGCUCAGUCCCCCUGGUCUAUGGCAGAUAAGAUUCCAGUGACUGGCUUUAAUCAGGAGAAAGUAAAGGUGGUCUACUAUAGAGCACUGUAUCCCUUUGAGGCCCGCAGUCAUGAUGAAAUCACCAUCCAUCCUGGAGAUAUAGUGAUGGUGAAGGGAGAGUGGGUGGAUGAGUCUCAGACAGGUGAACCUGGAUGGUUAGGAGGAGAGAUUAAAGGGAAGACUGGCUGGUUCCCUGCCAAUUAUGCAGAGAAGAUUCCAGAAUCUGAAGUUCCUCUUAGUUUGAGAGCUAGCGCUGCUUCUAGUUCUGCCCCUAAAUUGGGUUCCCAUAUGUCAUCUGCUUCUUCAACAACCAUAGCCACACCCUUGCAGUCAGUCUCCACAGAGUCUGCAUCGAUAGCCCCGCCCUCCUCAGCCCCUGCCCCUCCCCCUCCAGGCCCCGCCUCCUCCUCUUCCUCAACCUCAACAUCCAGUAACUGGGCAGAUUUCAGCACUACAUGGCCAACUAAUUCUGCUGUGGAGAAGCAGGACAAUGAUGGAUGGGAUGCAUGGCCGACCCAGCCCACUCAGCCGUCCCUGUCAGUGCCCAGUGGAGGGCAGAUCAGACAGCGCUCUGCUUUCACCCCAGCCACGCUUUCCGGCUCCUCACCCUCACCUGUGCUCGGCCAGGGUGAAAAGGUGGAGGGUCUGCAGGCACAGGCUUUGUAUCCAUGGAGAGCAAAGAAAGACAAUCACCUAAACUUUAACAAGAAUGACGUGAUCACCGUCCUGGAGCAGCAGGAUAUGUGGUGGUUUGGGGAGGUGCAAGGGCAGAGAGGAUGGUUCCCCAAAUCUUACGUCAAACUCAUCUCUGGGCCCGUCCGGAAAUCUAUGAGUAUCGAGUCUGGCUCUUCAGACAGCCCUCCCAGUGUUAAGAGACCCAGCCCUUCUCCAAAUAAACCCACAGAUCUCGGAGAAGAGUAUGUGGCCAUGUAUACAUAUGAAAGCAGUGAGCAGGGUGACUUGACCUUCCAGCAAGGUGAUAUCAUCACGGUCACAAAGAAAGAAGGAGAUUGGUGGACUGGCACUGUGGGCGGGAAGACUGGGGUCUUCCCCUCAAAUUAUGUCAAGCCUAAAGAUUCCGAGGGUUUGGGAUCUGCUGGAAAAACAGGAAGUUUAGGGAAGAAACCAGAAAUUGCACAGGUGAUCGCUCCUUACACAGCCACCGGGGCAGAACAGCUCACCUUAGCACCAGGACAGCUCAUUCUCAUUCGCAAGAAAAACCCAGGAGGAUGGUGGGAAGGAGAACUUCAGGCAAGAGGAAAGAAGCGUCAGAUUGGCUGGUUUCCAGCUAAUUAUGUAAAAUUAUUGAGCCCCAGCACCAGUAAGACCACACCCACAGAUCCCAACCCACCCAAGCUGCCAACACCCAAUGCAGUGUGCCAGGUGAUUGGCAUGUAUGAUUACACGGCUCAGAACGAUGAUGAGCUGCCUUUUGGGAAGGGCCAAAUCAUCAAUGUUUUGAGCAGAGAGGAUCCUGAUUGGUGGAAGGGAGAGCUGAAUGGUUCCGUUGGCCUUUUCCCAUCAAACUACGUUAAGCUGACCACCGACACAGACCCCAGCCAACAAUGGUGUGCCGACCUCCACCUGCUCGACAUGCUGACCCCAGUGGAACGGAAGAGGCAGGGUUACAUACAUGAACUUAUUGUUACAGAGGAGAACUAUGUAAAUGACCUGCAGCUAGUCACUGAGACGUUCCAGAAGCCUUUGCUGGAGUCAGAAUUGUUGACUGAGAAGGAGGUGGCCAUGAUCUUUGUCAACUGGAAAGAGCUGAUCAUGUGCAACAUUAAACUGCUCAAGGCGUUGCGGGUGAGGAAGAAGAUGUCAGGUGAGCGCAUGCCGGUGAAGAUGAUUGGUGACAUCCUGACGGCUCAGCUUCCUCACAUGCAGCCGUACAUCCGCUUCUGCAGCUGCCAGCUCAACGGCGCCACCCUCAUUCAGCAGAAAACAGAUGAGGUGCCCGAAUUCAAAGAGUUUGUUAAGCGGUUGGCGAUGGACCCUCGCUGUAAGGGAAUGCCUCUGUCCAGCUUCCUCCUCAAACCCAUGCAGAGAGUCACCCGAUACCCACUCAUCAUCAAAAACAUUUUAGAGAACACUCCAGAAAGCCACCCAGACCACAGUCACCUGCGGCUGGCUCUGGAGAAGGCUGAAGAGCUGUGCUCACAAGUCAACGAAGGCGUGCGAGAGAAAGAAAACUCAGACCGGCUGGAGUGGAUCCAGGCACAUGUGCAGUGUGAGGGGCUGUCGGAGCAACUUGUGUUCAACUCCGUAACAAAUUGUCUGGGCCCUCGGAAGUUCCUGCACAGUGGAAAACUCUACAAAGCCAAAAGCAACAAGGAGCUUUACGGCUUCCUAUUCAACGAUUUCCUGCUCCUCACGCAAAUCAUCAAACCUCUGGGCUCGUCUGGAACGGACAAAGUCUUCAGUGCGAAAUCCCACCUGCAGUAUCGCAUGUACAAAACGCCCAUCUUUCUCAAUGAGGUGCUGGUGAAGCUGCCCACUGAUCCUUCUGGAGAUGAACCCAUAUUCCACAUAUCUCACAUCGACAGAGUCUACACUAUUCGGGCUGAGAGCAUCAACGAGCGGACGGCUUGGGUGCAGAAGAUCAAAGCCGCUUCUGAGCUCUUCAUUGAAACGGAGAAGAAGAAGAGAGAGAAAGCCUACUUGGUGAGGUCUCAGAGGGCCACUGGUAUCGGGCGGCUAAUGGUGAACAUUGUUGAAGGCAUUGAGCUAAAGCCCUGCCGCUCAAAUGGGAAGAGUAAUCCGUACUGUGAGGUGACGAUGGGCUCUCAGUGUCACGUCACUAAGACGCUGCAGGACACUCUGAACCCUAAAUGGAACUCAAACUGCCAGUUCUUCAUCAAAGACCUGGAGCAGGAUGUGCUGUGUGUCACUGUGUUUGAGAGGGAUCAGUUCUCCCCGGACGAUUUCUUGGGCAGGACGGAGAUUCGGCUGGCCGACAUAAAGAAGGACCAGGGCUCUAAGGGGCCCAUCACCAAGCGUCUGCUUUUACACGAAGUCCCUACGGGAGAGAUUGUGGUGCGACUGGACCUUCAGCUCUUUGACGAACCCUGACCCAUGUUGUUUGACCUGACCUUUUGACCCCCCAGAAUCCAUAUCCGCUACUCCUCCGUGGUGAAAGCCCACCAGCCUAAUGUGACAGUCCCACUCCACCCAGCAUCAUGAAUCCCAGAGUGUGAAUGUGUGUAUUUGCACAAGCGUUUGUGAGUCUGCAAAAUGCUGUAACAGUCUUAAUCAGUGAUCCCGAUUGGAUUUUUAUUGUCCUUGACACCUUUUCAAGACAAGUCAAGUGUGUGAGUGAAAAUGAAGGAUGUACUGUAGAGGGAGCCUUUCAGUUCCCUAAUGAUGUGAAGGAUGUCUCAGGAUGCUGUGUAAGUCUUAUAAAGAGUCAAAUGUACAGUAGUUGUAUUUAACACUCUAAUGACCCGGGAACAGUAGUGCCAUUUGAAACAAUAUUCUUGUAGGUUUUCAUUCUAGAAUACACUGAAUCAUUCACGUUUCAAGUGAUGUGCCAUUCCAGUGAAAUCCGUCAUUAUGGGUGAAUCUCAUGAAACCUUAUUUGCAUCAUUUAAAAUAUAUAUAUAUAAUUCUCCUAACUGUAAUGCGAAAAAAUGCUGAUAAAAUUAUUUAAAUUGUUACGUAUUUAUACAUGUUGUUGUACUGCUUUUAAUUUAUGCAGGUAUACUUUUAAAAAAUCGUAAUUUUAAAAAACAAUUACUCUAUUACAGUAAUGAGAAUCAUAAAAUAUAAUGGUCCUGAAAUAGGUCAUUUUAAUGCAAAAUACUAGUUUUUUGGUGUGACCUGGAUAUGUUUUUGUGAGAUUCACCCUAAUAGUCUUACUGGCUGUUCAACAUUUUAUUCCAAAAUUUCAGUCAUUAACACUAAAAACUAAAACCAGGUUUUGCUGGCAAACCUCUCUAGUGUCAACCGACUCAUUUAUUUGUUUUCAGCUUUUACUGAAAGAUAUUUGGUGACCGUUCAACAGCGAAUGUAGUCGAGAUGUUUUUUUGUUUUUUUUUUUUUUGAGGGUUCAUUAAACGUGAGCAUGUUCAGGGAAAUUUUCAGCAAGUCUCGAAAAGAUGCGGCCACAAAUGCUCCAUGGAAAGACUAUUUUAAUAUAAACGAAUUAUGGGAGGGAACUAGUUAUAUUUGUUUUUCAGCAUUUUUGGUAUGUAGUUUUUAUUUAUUUUUACGUUAUUGAGAAUGGGACACAUUUCAGAGGCCAACUGAAAUAUCAUAGCAGCUUUUCAACUGUGAUCAGAAGCAUUUCCCAGUAAAAAAUAAAAUAAUUAAUUAAAAAAAAAAAAAAAACAUAUUUGUCAAAUGUCCCGAAAAGGUCCUAAAAAAUCAAUGUUCUUCAGUUCCCUGGUGUUCUUAGUUUUAUUGUGGUACAUCACAAAGUAAACUAUUUAAUAUAUAGUACUAUAUUUAAGUUUGAUACUGCAUUACUAAUAAGUUCACAGUUUGUUUUUGAUUUAUGUAUGUUGAUUUUUUUUUUUAUUAUUCUUGUGCUGUUAGGCAUUAGCGAUCAACACUGUAGGUAUGUCAUAUUUGUAAAAAGAGAUGUCAGAGUUCAUAUUUUGUAUUUUGUUGUUUAUUUACAGAAAAAUAGCAAGAUGGUUUGUAGUGUUAACGGUUUGGCAAGUUGCAGCAUAUAGAAACGAUGUUGAAACAAUGAACCAGUGAGCAAAAGGGAUCAAUCUUCACCCAUAUCUGCUGCAAAUGUCUUCAGAUAUGUUAUAGAAAGAGCCCACUGUUUUUACAUGGAUGAUGAAAUGCGUUGAAUUUGUGUCUGUCUAAUUAAUUUGCCCUCAGUUAUCACACUACUGAACCUGAGAAAGGUGCUGUUUUCGUUUGGACUGUAGCGGGGGAUCAGUUUUGUUAAAUUUGUGUGUUUUCUUGUGUAGAUGCAAUGCACAUUAAUAUUCCACUGCUGUGCUAGUGAGAUGCCAGAGUGAUCAAGGAAAACAUCUAUUGUGGGGCCAGCAAGUUAUUCCACUUGGUUUUUCUAUGUGUGUGUGUGUGUGUGUGUGUGUGUGUGUGUGUAUAUAUAUAUAUAUAUAUAUGAGAAAGAGUGAUUCUUAGUGCUUUGAAUGCUUUCUGCUGGGUCACUUUCCCCAAACCUCAUCUCAAAGAAUAAUCCAGACAAUGCAAGGGGUCGUGGUCACACAUCUUUUCUUUUUUCCGCUCUUUUGUCCUCUCUCUUCUCUUUCUCUCCUUCCCUCAUCUCUUAUCACGCACACUGUACAUUUCAGACCAGAAGAUUUGCCCAUACCUUCAUUAUUUUUUAAUGAGCAAAGCCCCAUUGAUUGAACAGUAAUAUAUGUGUCUAUGUUUAAAACUUUGAAUGGAGUAUAAUAUAUUACAAACUGAGAAGUAAAUAUGUUGAUGACAGCGUAUUGUUAUCAAUGUAGAAGAAGUGUGUUGUCUUAAUGUUGCAAAUAAAACUCAAUUGGACCAAGA
Onychostoma macrolepis is the source of this 8006-nucleotide messenger RNA. RefSeq names its product intersectin 1 (SH3 domain protein) (gene itsn1). Gene Ontology annotation, biological process: positive regulation of Rho protein signal transduction; intracellular signal transduction. The record is from RefSeq and is a predicted model, not a curated record. The transcript is spliced from 41 exons. Bases 285 to 5597 code for a protein of 1770 amino acids. Gene Ontology annotation, molecular function: guanyl-nucleotide exchange factor activity; protein binding; calcium ion binding. Lineage: Eukaryota; Metazoa; Chordata; Actinopteri; Cypriniformes; Cyprinidae.